Molecule: messenger RNA, 1221 nt
Organism: Alternaria postmessia
Lineage: Eukaryota; Fungi; Ascomycota; Dothideomycetes; Pleosporales; Pleosporaceae
Exons: 3
Coding region: 1-1221 (406 amino acids)
Biological process (GO): proteolysis
Molecular function (GO): aspartic-type endopeptidase activity
Source: RefSeq, a predicted model, not a curated record
AUGCCUUCUUUCGCCAAACUCACGGCGGCGUUUGCCUUCGCUAGCACAGUCGUUGCGACCCCAGUUCAACUGAACAAGGGUACCUCCUUCUCGGUCGAGCAGGUUCCUCGCUCGACAUACCUGAAAAACGGACCCGAGCAGAAGAUCAAGGCUCUGCGCAAGCACGGCAAGGCUGUGCCUCAAAGCCUUGUAGAGGCUGCCCAGAACAGGGCGAGCAACACAGUCGUUGCCGCUGCUGCUGCCAGCGGAUCAGUUCCUGCUGCUCCGAAUGACGAGUAUGACUCUGCAUACUUGAGCCCAGUCACCGUUGGAACCACCACUGUCCAUCUUGACUUUGACACCGGAAGCUCUGACCUCUGGGUUUUCUCAUCCCUCCAGGCCAGUUCUCAGCUUAGUGGUCACGACUACUACAAGGCCGAUGCCUCUAAGGUCAAGAGCGGUUACUCCUGGAAGAUCUCCUACGGAGAUGGCUCUGGUGCUUCUGGCAAGGUCUACGCCGACAAGGUCACAGUUGGUGGUGUAACAGCUACCUCCCAAGCUGUCGAGGCUGCUACCUCCGUCUCUGCAACCUUCUCUCAAGACACCGAUACCGAUGGCCUUCUCGGCCUUGCUAUGAGCUCCAUCAACACCGUGAAGCCCGUUCAACAGAAGACAUUCUUCGAUACCGUGAAGUCGCAGCUCGCCCAGCCGCUGUUCGCUGUCACUCUUAAAUACCAUGCCGCCGGCACAUACGACUUCGGAUACAUCGACAAGAGCAAGUACACUGGUCCCAUCACCUACAUCAACGCGGAUGACAGCCAAGGAUUCUGGGGAUUCAGCGCAUCUGCUUACAGCGUCGGCACCACUACCACUCAGGCAACUGUUUCUGGUAUCCUCGACACCGGCACCACUCUCAUCUACACCGACACUGCUAUUGUCCGUGCCUACUACGCCAAGGUCAGCGGCGCCAAGAACGACGCUACUCAGGGUGGUUACAUCUUCCCUUGCACUGCUUCUCUUCCCGACUUCUCCAUCACUGUUGGUGGCGUCAAGCAGACUGUCCCUGGCAAGUACGUCAACUACGCACCCAUUGGUGACGGUACCUGCUUUGGCGGUAUCCAGACCGAUGACGGUAUUGGUUUCAGCAUCUUCGGUGAUAUCUUCCUCAAGAGCAAGUACAUUGUUCACGAGAUGGGUAGCAAUGGCCCAAGGCUCGGAUUCGCUCAGCAGGCCGGCAUCUAA